UAUAUUUUUUUCUUUUUAGCAUUUUGAGGAAUUACACUUUUUUUUUUCAAUUUGUUUUCCCCCUUCACUUUUCACAAAGUAAAAUUAUUAUUAUUAUUAUUUUUUUUUUUUCUUUUCUUCUUUCUCAUUCCUCUACUGUAGACGGCUGUCGGAAAAUCUUCUCCGGUUUUCAUCGUUUUCGUAUAAUAUUCGAAACUUUCAGCGUUACAGAUUGUUCGAUUUCUUGAAUCCGUCUAAGUUGGUUUCUGAUGCUUAAUAGCAUCAUUUGGAAGUCAAUGAAGGACAAGCGUAAAUAGUUCUUUAAAAAAUAUAAAAUGCAGACAGAUUUAAUUGUCCCCUCCAACUCUGAGACACAUCUUGAUUCUGAGACAAUAAUUGCUCAUGUUGGAGAUCAAGGCAUUGCAGCAUCAACUCCUGAUCAUGUCAUAGAACCCCUGCCUGCCAAAAGGCCUACUCGACAAUGGGCUGCUUGGACACGGGAAGAGGAGGAAAGUUUCUUCACUGCAUUACGGCAAGUUGGCAAGAAUUUCGAAAAGAUCACUUGUCAUGUCCAAAGCAAAAACAAAGACCAGGUCAGACAUUAUUAUUACCGUCUAGUAAGGCGUAUGAAUAAGCUGUUGGCUCCGGGGUUAUGUCUGGAUGCUAAAAACUCCAAGGAUACUAAUGCUGCAAUGCUUCGAUGGUGGUCAUUACUGGAAAAAUAUAGUUGCAAAGCUUCAAAACUUCACCUGAAACCACGACGUUUCAAGAUUUUUGUUGAAGCCUUGGAGCAUCAACUUUUGAAAGAUCGGAAGAAGAAUGUAAGAAAACGUCCAUUGCAGGGAGAAAACUGCCCUCCACCUAUGCCUAAUGCUGUCUCAAAUCAGAAUAAAGCUUUAGGGCAUGAUGGGCGUGCAGUUAAAUUAGUUUUAGUUGACACUCAAAACAUUCCAAAAUUGGGCCCCAGGAAAACCACGUCAAGACGCAAUGUGAAUGUUGGUAUUAACCGUGGAAACAAUGGUGGAUAUCCCACAGUUCUCAAACCAUCAAGGCAGAGAAGAAAAUCAGAAGGAGGUGUAUCAUCGGCUGCAUAUAAAAAAUGGGAAAAAGCUGCAAUAGCAGGUGUUUCUUUGGUUGCUGAUGCUGCUGAGCAUUUAGAGCGCACUGUCACUAAUAAAGAUGUUUUACGUGAUCAAAAUACUUUUGGGAAAAAGAAUACCGAUCCUGCUGGGAGCCCCUUGCUACUGUUGCCUCCUCUUCAGACAAACUCUUUGAUUGAUGUUGCUUCUAUAAAGCUGAAGCUUCAGCUAUUCCCAGUUGAUGAUGGGACUCGUAGAGCCUUGGAAUCGGAUAAACACAAUCCACAUUUGGAGCUUACUCUCAGUACUCGCAAGAAAAUUUCAUCAGUUUUAGAGCAUCUAAGUCGGAAAUGGGGUAAUUCAAGUGCUGCUCAUGGAGAGCUUAUGCUUUUUCCUUACAGUAUCCAGAGAAAAAGCCUGGUGGGUUGUCAGAGAUGGACACAAGACUCCUUUGAGAGUGCCGGUGAUGUCUAUGCAACAAUUGGAAGGCCCCAAGUUUUUCGUUUAAGGUAUGGUUGGUGUUCCAAUGCAGAACAUGGGUCUGUUGAAUUGCAGAUGUCUGUGCCAGCAUAUUGCAUUCAAGAUGAUCAUAUUAUGGAUGCCAGGGAUAUUGAGGGAAGAAUUGUAGAUGCAGCAUCAAUUGAUGCUCAACCUGUGGACUUCAAUAAGGAUGAAGUGGGUACAUUGAGUAGGAGUAUGUCAACUCCGACUGCACCCUGUGAGACAGAGAGGUGCAUAUCUGCACGUCCAAAUGAUGAUCUUCCGAGGUCCUCUGAUCCUGUAUUAAACAUGUCAUGGGAUAAAAAGACUGCUGCUGAUAGAACUAUCAUCCAACGAUCUGAUGAUGUGGAUGACCUGAAGUUAAGCAAUGGAACUUCCUUAUCAGCUGGGGAAUGGGCUGACAGCCUUACAAAUAUAAGUAUUGGAGACCUACUUUCAGGAGUUUCUCAGGAUGUGGAUGCCAACUGCCUUGACGCACCUCUUGCUGAAGGCACCCAAUGUCUUCAGCAGAUCCCAUUCAGCUGUGAUUCAUUUGAUGCUGCAAUUGCUGCUCAUAUAUCCAGACAGCAAGACAAGACAGUUUCUCAACCGACUUUAGCAUCUCAUGCAUCCUCCAUAUGGGAUGCUGAAGAGACAUGUGACGCCUUCUCAUUUCAAAAGAAUCCAGUUAUCCUUCAAGAUGUUCCUAGUUCAUUCACAUUCUCUUCUUUACGAGGUUGCAAACAUGUUGCUAGAUCCAACUCCAUGGAAUCCGACCACAUGACCGAGGAUUUUUCUAGAUCAGAGAGUCCUGCAGAGGAUCACAUUCAAGGAGACCCGAUGGAUGAGUGUCACUCUGAUCCACAGAUCUCGGAAACAAAAGAUAUCGAUGAACUAGCGGAUAUUUAUUGGCCUGAUUCUUUAGGCCCCUUGGAUUUGGAUUUGCCAUCGACUAACAAGUACCAUAACGAGGAAUUAAUUUUAGGCGAUAGCCUUAGCAGCUUGAACCGUUUGAUAGCAAGCAGUUUGGAUGCAUUUCAAAAUUGCUCCUUUUUCGGCUUUGACAAGAAAGAACCAUCGGCAUUCAACAGUUAAGCUCCAGAAGGCCCUCCUAAUCUGAUUAUUUUUAAAGAUGGAAGCCAAGGUGUUAGCUUUUGAAUCCAGAAAUUAGAGAAGAAAAGAAGAGAUUCUGUAAUUUUGGAUCCGAAAUUCAGCCGUGGUAUUAAGCUCUAUAGCAAUUAGAAUAUAAGUUCAGUGUCUAAUUUUAGUUCAAGGAGGAGAAGGGACAUGGCCAAAGCCCAGUGCUGCCCACGUAAGUACUUCACAAUCUUGGUUUUGUAUCUAAAAAUUUCUUUGCUUUUGGUGGUUCCCCGAUUUGUACAAAAUAGACAUGGAAAAGAAAAUCUACUUCAUUUCUAACGUUUUUUUUUUUUUUUUUUUUUUUGGUUUUUAAAAUGAGGGCUGUGUGUUCAGUUCUUGUAAAUUGUACACAGCUAAAGCUGAGAACAUCUUCAACCCAAUUGGCAAAAUUUGUGAUUAUUCUUCCUAA
Molecule: messenger RNA, 3087 nt
Organism: Benincasa hispida (wax gourd)
Lineage: Eukaryota; Viridiplantae; Streptophyta; Magnoliopsida; Cucurbitales; Cucurbitaceae
Gene: TKI1
Product: TSL-kinase interacting protein 1
Biological process (GO): pattern specification process
Cellular component (GO): nucleus
Molecular function (GO): chromatin binding
Source: RefSeq, a predicted model, not a curated record